Alligator sinensis (Chinese alligator) is the source of this 1556-nucleotide messenger RNA. It is a transcript of the gene SPIB, whose product is annotated as Spi-B transcription factor. The record is from RefSeq and is a predicted model, not a curated record. Bases 32 to 841 code for a protein of 269 amino acids. Gene Ontology annotation, cellular component: nucleus. The transcript has 6 exons. Gene Ontology annotation, molecular function: DNA-binding transcription factor activity, RNA polymerase II-specific; sequence-specific DNA binding. Gene Ontology annotation, biological process: regulation of transcription by RNA polymerase II; cell differentiation. NCBI's taxonomy places the organism in Eukaryota, Metazoa, Chordata, Crocodylia, Alligatoridae.
GCCGUUCACCAGCCCGCACCGCUCCCCAAAGAUGCUCACACUCGAGGCAUCUCAGCUCGAUGGGCCACACCCCAGCUACAUGUUUUCCGACAGCAGUUUCUACGACCUGGACUCAUGCAAGCCUCUGCCCACCUUCCCUCACUGCUUGAUGGAGGCCGAGCCCCCCACGGAUCCGUGUGCAGGCUGGCUGGAGCUGGCGGAGCCGGGCUACGAGCCCUUCGACUCAGGGCAGUUGGCCCCGCUGCACACCGUGACGGUCCCCUACGGGCACGGCCCCUACCCACUGCCCCCCCCGGACGCCGUCUACAGCCUGGAGGGGCCGCUGCCCGCCCCUAGCCACUGCUCCGUCCUGCCCGAGGAGUACGGAGCCCAGCCCUACACGUUGUACAGUCCGUGCCCCCUGCCCAGCGCCCUGCCCAGCCCCCCACUCUCCGAGGAUGAUGACUUCCCCCCUGAUGCCCCGGCCCUGGAGGUGUCUGACAGCGACUCAGAUGAGAACCUGUCACCUGGCGGGUCCCUGGACCUCGACUCAGGCUCCCGGCGGAAGCUGCGCCUGUACCAGUUCCUGCUGGGACUGCUGCAGCGCGGUGACAUGCAGGAGUGUGUGUGGUGGGUGGAGCGCGACUCCGGCGUCUUCCAGUUCUCGUCCAAGCACAAGGAGGCACUGGCACACCGCUGGGGGCAGCAGAAGGGCAACCGCAAGGCCAUGACCUACCAGAAGAUGGCACGGGCCCUGCGCAACUACGGCAAGACGGGCGAGAUCCGCAAGGUCAAGAAGAAGCUUACGUACCAGUUCGGCCACAAACUGCUGGGGCUGCCCGGCCCCCGCGCCCCCUCCUAGGAGCCCCCUGUUCCUGCCACAGGACUGCACAGUGCAUGGCAUGGCACGGCCACCAGGGGGCGCUGCCCCCACCCCUGCCCCACUGGGGUGUCUGCUCCUGGCAGGACCGGGUGCCAGGACUCCUGGGUUCUCUCUUCUGCACUGGGUUCAGUGGGUAAGAUGGGUGGGGAGGAGCCAGGAUGCCUGAAUUCUUCUAUUUCCUGUAUCCGGGUGGAGUUUAGGUUGGGGGUGGGGUUGGGCACUAGGACACCUAGGUUCCGCCCCGCCCCCCCUCAGAGAGGGGAGUGGGGCCUAGUGAAUUAGAGCAGGGAGCCUGGUUCCACUCCCUGGCUCUGGUUGGAGUGUAGGGUUGAGCACAAGGACACUUGGGUUCCACCCCUGGCUCAGGCAGAGGAGUGGGUACCUAUGGUUUAGAGCAGGGAGCUGGGAACCAGGACACUUGGGUUCCAGCUCUGGGCAGCAAAUGGGGUGGGGGUGGGCACUAAAGUAGGGUGGGCUGGAAGCCAGGGCUCCUGGCUUCUGUUGCCCUCUGGCUUGGCGGGGUCUAUUCCUUUGUGUGGAGUGGUCCCCUCCAGGUGCGAGUUCAGGGAGCGACAUGUAUAUUUAUAUUUCAGGAGGGCAUCUCAGAGUUUGUAUAAGUUGGGUCUUUCUGUCUUUUUUAAAGCAAUCAAGUUUGUAUAAUUUUGUAAAUUCCUAAUAAAAUGUUGCUAGAAAA